This is a messenger RNA of Seriola dumerili (greater amberjack), 5076 nucleotides long. RefSeq names its product collagen alpha-1(XXVII) chain B-like (gene col27a1b). Lineage: Eukaryota; Metazoa; Chordata; Actinopteri; Carangiformes; Carangidae. Gene Ontology annotation, molecular function: extracellular matrix structural constituent. Bases 1 to 5052 code for a protein of 1683 amino acids. The record is from RefSeq and is a predicted model, not a curated record. The transcript is spliced from 60 exons.
AUGGAGCCGGACAAUGCCCCGUACUCCAAACUCAAAACCACUGGAGUCGGGGGGAGAGUUCUGAUUCUUUGGACUAUACUCUCUUGCACCUGUUCUCUAAGGCUCGCACAAGCACAAGAUGUGGAUGUUCUGCAGCAGCUCGGGCUUUCUGGGCGAAGAGCAGGCGGGUCAUCAUCUUCAGGCGCUCGAACCAUCCCUAAUGGCAUCAUCCCCUUCAAGUCUGGAAUUAUCCUCACCCCGAGGGCACGUAUCCAGGUGCCUGUGCGCACUGUCAUCCCCGCUAACUACAGCUCCACCAAUCUCUCCCUGAUCCUCAGUUUGUCUGUUCAUCGAGUCAACAGCGCUUUUCUUUUCUCAGUUCUGUCUAAGAAACGGAAAGUGCAGCUCGCAGUGCAGUUUGUUCCGGGGAAGGUCCUGGUACACGUGGGGCAGAGGAGCUCUGUGAGUUUCGACUAUGAUGUCCACGAUGGCCGGUGGCAUAGUCUGGCCUUGGAUGUCCAAGGCCAUCAGGUGUUCUUGCACACUUCUUGUGGGAAGAAAAGCAUACAUACAGAUUUGCGUUCUAAAAAAGUUGAGGCCCUGGAUCCAGAGGGCUCUUUCCUGCUGGGCAAAAUGAACCACAACUCGGUGCCGUUUGAAGGUGCCAUCUGUCAGUUUGACAUUUAUCCCUCUGCUAAGGCAGCUCAUAACUAUUGUGAUUACAUUAAGAAACAUUGCAGAGAAGCCGACACGUAUCGGCCUGUGUUUCCACCCCUGCUACCUCUAUUUUCCACAGACCCAAAUAUUACUGUCACUCAUCUAACUCCACUGUCAUUGACAGAGCUUUCCAAAAAGGGGCUGAGACCUGCUCUGGCCUUGAUUGAGGAAAACACCAGGACUACUAUUCUUGUUCCAACUGACCGCUUGCUGAUGCAGAACAAAACAUCUGUGCAUCAGACUUUGAGCACUCCACAACCUGGUGCUGUGUCUCUUUCUCCACCAGUUCAUCCAGGGUUGGAAAGCCCGUUAAAAUUUCCAACUCAAACAGUUGCUACAUCUCUUAGGAUCAGCGUGACACCACCGAGCCCAACUUUACAUACUGGAAAGACCACAAAGCAAGGAAAUACUAAUGCCCUGAAACCUUCUGGGAAUACUAUGGAUUUACCUGCUUCCACCAGACCAUCAGAGAUGAGGCCAAACCUCCAGACCACAGCUGCUUCUACACAGGGGUCUCCUUCAAACGCCUACCUUCCCCAUAAAAAGCAGUUGAGCACAGUAGCUCCUAAGAAACCUGAGCCAAAAGUGACCGGUGUGCAGGAUGUCAAACCCACCUCGCUUAUUCCAGUCACUCCAGCUGCAACAGAUGGCUUCCAAACAUUUGACCUGGAACCGACUCACUUCUCACUGCUGGCUGGACCACCUGGACUAAAGGGAGAACCAGGACCGCCGGGCCUUCAAGGACUUCCAGGGUUGCCUGGAAAGCCAGGGAAGAGGGGCCCAAGGGGUCCCCCUGGCCCACAUGGAAACCCUGGUCGUCCUGGACCUCCUGGAGUGAAGGGACAAAAAGGAGAUCCCGGACUGUCCCCUGGUCAAGCUCCAAAAGGACAAAAAGGAGAGCCCGGUGUCGUGGGCCCCCCUGGACUGCCUGGCCAAGAUGGACGAAAGGGACAAAAAGGGCAUCCUGGUCCCUCUGGUCUCCCAGGUGAACCUGGUGAACGGGGAGAUGAUGGAAGCCCUGGGGCCAAAGGCUAUCCUGGCAGGCAGGGUUUUCCUGGGCCUAUAGGAAAAAUGGGGCCAAAGGGAGUCAGGGGACACAUUGGCAUCCCUGGGCUUUUUGGCCUCCCUGGUCCUGAUGGCGAAAGAGGAAUUCCUGGCGUUCAUGGGAAGAAGGGCAAGAUGGGUAGGCCGGGUUUUCCUGGUGACUUUGGAGAGAGGGGACCUCCAGGGCCUGAUGGGAACCCAGGUGAACUGGGAGCUCCUGGCCCAUGUGGAGUCCCUGGUCUUAUUGGAGACAUGGGCCCUGUUGGCAUUAUGGGCUUCGCAGGACCACCGGGACUCAAGGGAGUACCAGGCAACCUAGGGGAACCAGGACUGAAAGGUGAUAAGGGGGACGUUGGCUUGCCAGGAGAGCCAGGGGAGUGUGGAUUCCAAGGGGACAAGGGUAUGCGUGGCUCACCUGGGUUGCCGGGUCCUCGUGGAAAACCUGGACCACAGGGCAAACCUGGUGAAAAGGGCCCUGAUGGUUUACCUGGCCCUCUUGGCCCAGAGGGCUUUCCAGGUGACAUUGGCCCACCAGGUCAAAACGGCCCUGAAGGACCCAAGGGAAAGCAAGGGACAAGAGGUUUGCCCGGUCCGAGAGGAACACCUGGACUUCAGGGUGAUGAGGGACCAGUUGGGCCAGCUGGACCCGCUGGACUCGAGGGCAGGCCUGGGAGGCAGGGAUUCCCUGGAUUGACAGGCCCAGACGGACCGAAGGGCGAGACCGGGAUAACUGGCGAGGUCGGAAAGCUUGGCGAGAGGGGACUGCCUGGUUUUAUUGGGCCCUUUGGAGAGAUGGGCAUCGCCGGAGAAAAGGGGGACCGAGGGAAAACGGGUGCCCCUGGGCCGCCAGGUGAACCGGGGCCGAUGGGGCCUCUCGGUUCACGGGGAUCCAUCGGCAUCAGAGGACCCAAAGGCAUCAGGGGUCCCAGAGGUCCCGAUGGCCCAGUGGGGGAGAAAGGGUCUACAGGAAUGAAGGGCCCUGACGGCCCACCAGGAAAACCGGGCUUCCCUGGAGAGACGGGAAAGCUUGGCGAGGCAGCUGAAGCCGGGCCUAAGGGAUUUCCAGGUGUUCAGGGACCCUCGGGACCUCCAGGAGCCAAAGGAAUUGCAGGAGAGCCUGGACCAGCAGGGCCCCUGGGAACGAUUGGACCACUGGGGGAGAUGGGACUGUCGGGUCCGCCAGGGAAGGCUGGAGAGAGAGGACUGCCUGGUGAAACUGGAGAGAAGGGUGCCAUCGGUCUACCUGGCAGCAUCGGGGAGCAGGGUCUGAUUGGCCAGAGAGGUGAGCCAGGCAUCGAUGGGGAGGCUGGAUCAAGUGGACCUGAUGGAGCUAAGGGUGAAAAGGGGGAUGCUGGUCCAGAGGGCGCUAAAGGAGACAGGGGUGAAAUCGGCCUGAAAGGAAACGAAGGACCUCCCGGGCCUCCUGGACUGCUGGGUGUACGGGGUCAGGAGGGCAAGCCUGGCAAAAUUGGUGAAAGAGGGAAACGAGGAGAAAAGGGGAGCAAAGGUCACCAAGGUCACCUGGGAGAGACCGGGCCAAUCGGUGAGCGGGGAGAAAUGGGAUUUGUGGGACAGAAGGGCACGAGAGGAACCAUCGGGCCAGUGGGUGCUCCGGGGAGAAUGGGCCAACAAGGAAAUCCAGGCAUAUCAGGUUACGAGGGUCACAUGGGACCACAGGGCCCACUGGGACCUCCUGGGCCAAAAGGUGAAAAGGGUGAACAGGGAGAUGACAGCAAGGCUGAAGGUCCUCCUGGUCCCCAAGGUGACAGAGGUCCUCCUGGAGACAGAGGAGAGAGAGGAGAGCCAGGUGACCCCGGACACAUUGGUCAAAUGGGUUUUGAUGGAAAGAGAGGUGAAGCUGGUGCCUCAGGGCUUCCUGGACAUCUUGGGCCAAAGGGACGACCAGGGCUGAAAGGAUCCAAAGGUGAUCAAGGUCAGAAAGGAAAAUCGGGGGCAACAGGAACAUCUGGGACCAAAGGACCACCAGGUCCAGAGGGUCCUCCUGGCCCACGGGGGGUUGUGGGCAGGGAGGGACUUGAGGGGCCGCAUGGAAUGGAUGGACUGCUUGGUAAAGAUGGAAGUAAAGGAGUCAAGGGGGAGCAAGGAGAAGACGGAGAGGUGGGGUUCCCCGGAAAACCUGGGCAGCAGGGUAAAACGGGUGUGACCGGGCUUCCUGGAAGUCAAGGCUACUUUGGACAGAAGGGUGAGAGGGGUCUUCCAGGCCAAACCGGUCCAUCAGGAAAAAGAGGCUCUAUUGGUGGGAUGGGAUUGCCAGGAAAACAAGGAGACCAGGGAACUAAAGGGCAACCAGGGGAUACUGGGGAACAAGGAUUUCCAGGGGUGUCGGGUCUGUUUGGGCCAAAGGGACCACCCGGAGAUACUGGCCCAGCAGGGAUACAGGGGCCGAGAGGACCACGUGGUUUGAUGGGUACGGAGGGAGCUUUGGGCCCCGUUGGCAUCAUUGGCCCCAGCGGUCAUCCUGGACCCCAGGGUGACAAAGGAAGUCGGGGGGAGACGGGUUUGCAAGGACCAAGGGGAUCUCCUGGUCCUCGUGGACCACCAGGACUACCAGGUCGUCACAGUUCUGCCCUUUCACUUAGAAAUGAGGCUCUUGGCGCUGCCUUUCAAGUCAUCAUUGAUUCCCAUGCUGCACUGAGGCAAGAGCAGAAUUAUCAGAGCAUGGACCUGCCCAUGUUAGACCAGGGCACAGAGAUUUUCAAGACCCUGCAGCAUCUCAGCACUCUGAUCCAGAGUUUAAAGAACCCUCUGGGAACCCGUGACAAUCCUGCCAGAAUCUGCCGAGACCUUUACAACUGUGAACACAGGAUGUACGAUGGCACUUACUGGAUCGACCCGAACCUCGGCUGUGCCACCGACACUAUUGAGGUGACAUGUAACUUCACUGCUGGAGGACAAACGUGCCUGAAACCUAUCACGGUGUCCAAGUUGGAGACAGGAGUGGGUCGUAUCCAGAUGAACUUCAUCCACCUUUUGAGCACUGAGGCCGUGCAGCACAUCACCAUUCACUGUCUCAACACACCUGUGUGGGCAGCAGGACCCUCCCUGCAGCCUUCACCCAGCGCUGUGAGCUUCAAGGCCUGGAACGGCGAGAUGAUCCGAGCAGGAGACCUCCUGGAGCCGAUCAUACACAGGGAUGACUGCUGGAUCAAAGAUGGCCGAUGGCAUCAGACCCACUUCAUCUUCCAGUCCCAGGACCCAAACUUACUCCCCAUAGUGGAUGUAUACAACCUACCAACAACAGCACCUGGCGCACGCUAUCACCUCGAGGUGGGACCCGUGUGCUUCUUAUAGGGCCCUGUGGAGGGGGCCAGGAAU